Drosophila mojavensis is the source of this 2049-nucleotide messenger RNA. RefSeq names its product acid phosphatase type 7. The record is from RefSeq and is a predicted model, not a curated record. Bases 218 to 1588 code for a protein of 456 amino acids. NCBI's taxonomy places the organism in Eukaryota, Metazoa, Arthropoda, Insecta, Diptera, Drosophilidae. The transcript is spliced from 4 exons. Gene Ontology annotation, molecular function: metal ion binding; acid phosphatase activity.
UCGAACUUUUGUUAUUCCACAAAUUGCUGGACGUUUCAAUAGUCUUCGUGCAUUGCAUUCUGCUGUCGCCAGCAAAGUAAAUUUUGUGAAGUACACGUAAAUUAUUUGCAGCUUAUAAAUAUAUUGCGCAUAUAAAUUUGGCAAUGUCAUUAACUGUGGCUCAAUAAAUACACAUAUAUACAAAAACAUCUAAGAGCAAAGCAAAAGAGCAGCAACAAUGGCUAAUUUGACCUUGUUGUUUCUAACUUUAACACUUUGCGUUGCCAGCACUGUGCAGCGGCAAUUGGUGCUAGAAGACAUUAACGGGAAGCAGAAUUUGGAGAAAGAUCUGAACAUAGUACACUAUCAGCCAGAGCAGGUGCAUCUAGCAUUUGGAGAGAGCACCGCCAGCGAAAUUGUUGUCACUUGGUCAACGCGCGAACUGCCGCCGUCUGCAGAGAGCAUUGUCGAAUAUGGAUUGACAGAUCUUAAGCAGCGCGCUUAUGGCAAGGCCAUUCGAUUUGUGGAUGGCGGGCCCAAGCAGAUGUCUCAGUACAUACACAGGGUUACGCUCAGCGAACUUAAACCCAACAGCAGCUAUGUAUAUCACUGCGGCAGCGAGUACGGCUGGUCUGCCAAAUAUCAAUUCCGUACUAUACCCAGUGCUGAUUCCAAUUGGUCCCCAUCACUGGCCAUCUACGGGGAUAUGGGCAAUGAGAACGCCCAGUCGCUGGCCCGGCUGCAGCGAGAGACGCAGUUGGGCAUGUACGAUGCGAUCAUUCAUGUGGGUGACUUCGCCUACGACAUGAACACAAAAGAUGCUCGAGUGGGUGAUGAGUUUAUGCGCCAGAUCGAAACGGUGGCCGCCUAUCUGCCCUACAUGGUCGUUCCGGGAAAUCAUGAGGAGAAGUUCAAUUUCUCCAAUUACCGGGCACGAUUCAGCAUGCCGGGCGGCACAGAGAAUCUCUUCUAUAGCUUCGACUUGGGACCGGUGCACUUCAUUGGCAUAUCCACGGAGGUAUACUACUUCCUUAACUACGGCUUGAAGACGCUCGUUUUUCAAUACGAGUGGCUUAAGCGUGAUCUGGAGACGGCCAACCAGCCAGAGAAUCGCGCCAAGCGACCUUGGAUUAUCAUCUAUGGCCAUCGACCGAUGUACUGCAGCAAUGAGAAUGACAACGAUUGCACCCACUCGGAGACCCUAACCCGGGUCGGCUGGCCAUUUGUGCAUAUGUUCGGAUUGGAGCCGCUGCUGUACGAGUACGGCGUGGAUGUGGCCAUAUGGGCGCACGAGCACUCAUACGAACGUCUCUGGCCCAUUUACGACUACAAGGUACGCAAUGGAUCGCUCGGCUCGCCCUAUGAGAAUCCACGUGCUCCGGUGCACAUUAUUACCGGAUCGGCAGGCUGCAAGGAAGGACGUGAACCUUUCAAGGGCAAGAUACCCGAGUGGAGUGCCUUCCACAGUCAGGAUUAUGGCUAUACACGUCUCAAGGCGCACAAUGCCACCCAUCUCUACUUUGAGCAGGUCUCCGAUGAUCAAGGGGGCGCCAUCAUCGACAACUUCUGGCUAAUUAAAGCCCAGCACGGGGCAUACAGCGAACUGUAAACGGUUCAAAAGGCUAACUAAAUACAACUCAGAUAACACACACACACAAUCACAACUGUAGCAACUGGCAGUAUUACGAAUGCACAUUCUUCAAAAUAUAUAUACAUAUAUAUAUUCUUCGAUAUAUGUAUAUAUAAAUAGAUCAAUUUAUAGUUUAUUUUGCUCCCUUACACAACUGCAACUGCAAUUGUAGCCCAGUAUAAGCCCAUGAAUGGACUGUAUUUGAUAACUGUAAACACUCCUUAAAAUUAGCCAAUUUUAUUUGUAUGCUUUUUUACACUUUUAAAAUGUACAAACGUAUAUGUUGAUAUAUGUAUGUAUGUAUAUCAAAUAUGUCUAUUAAUAUCCGCAUUUUUGUAUCGCUUGUAAUUUUGAGCUGUUUUUUUAUUUUCCCAUAUCAAUGGGUAGGAUUAAGGUUGAGAUCAUAGACAUCAAACAAAUAAAUCUCAAUUGAAAUAUAA